UGAAUCUCCAACUAUUACCUCUUGUUACCGAGAAAAGAGUGGUUACACUAAAGCCAAGUGAUAACGAUACCUUUACUUUUCCCCUUCUGCAUUUAUCUCAAGGACCACAUGUUGAACUUAAAAUAUUGAACAUGCAAAUAAUGAGAAAUUCAAACAACUCAACAGAACACAAAGAACAGGAAAAACAGUCAGUGUAGAAGGAAAAGAAGGCCGCUGGUGUCUGAAGUAACUAAGGAAGCUCUAUAUAUGCUACUUGUUUGAAUCCUCUGUCAGUGAAUUUAUUUUUUUAUUGAUAGGCAUUUUUAAUGAUCUAUUACAAUGCGAAAAUAGGAUAAUAUAUCUGCAAUCUACAUUGACAGAAACAACAAAGGAGAAGGAUGUGCUUUCUUGGAAGAUUCAGGAUCAAGCGAUCACCUUCUAUUCCAGCUGCAUCGCCAUCAAGAGAUACAGGAGAGGUCGUGCAAGAUUCUAAUGUACAAAUUUUCAUGGCUUCUGCAGCUGAUGAAAUUGCUGCAGACAUUUUUGAUCAGCCCUCUUGUAGUACUUCUAAAUAUACUUGUCAGAGAGAAGACGAGUCCCGAGAUUUCUCAAGCAUUUAUUGUAAAUACAAUGCUCCUCCAUUAGUACCUAACUGGAGAAGGUUAAUCCAAGAAGUGGCUGCCACCAAAAUCCAAAAUGCCUUCAGGGGUUAUCUAGCAAGAAAAGUUGCAAGGGCAUUAAAGGGAAUUGUCAGGCUUCAAGCUACUAUCAGAGGCAUACUUGUCCGACGACAAGCUAGAAAGACACUUAAUAAAUUGCAAUCAAUAGCAAAUAUACAGUCACAGGUACGCGCAAAAAGAAGCCAAAUGUUGGAUGAUCCGUCUUGUUCCAAAGACAAGGACAUUAAGAUUGAUUUAAAAAGUCAGAGAAGGUGGGAUGACAGUCUUCUGACAAAAGAAGAGGAAAAUGAUCUUUGCUCAAGCAAGAGAAUGGCUGCUAUCAAAAGAGAAAGGAUAAAACAGUUCUCUUUUAGGAAUAGAAGGCCAGCAGGACUAGAACAGAACAAAAUAGAUGGAAGAUGGAGAUACUGGUUAGAACAAUGUGUGGACACUAGGAUAUCAAAAAGGGAAGAUCUGCAAAACUUAGUAUCAGUUUUUUCAACUAGGGAAAGAAUAAAACACGAAGAACCUGGGAAAGAACAAGUGAAGUCCCAAAAUUUACAGAAGCAAUGCCACUACAAAGAAUCAGAAUUGCCAGCCACAAGAUUGGUCCAUCUUCAAAAGCAACAUCCAAUUGGAAAUAGAUAUUCUGCUGGAGGAGGAUCUCUUGCUGUUCCUACUUACAUGGCUGCUACAGUAUCUGCCAAGGCAAAAGUUAGAUCAAUGAGUUCACCAAGACUAAGGCCUAUGAGCUUCAACUCGAAUUCUGUAACAUUCUCUCCUUACAAGCACAAGUCAUCACCUAUAUCUUCAAUUAAUAGUGAUUUGACAACUAUAAGCAUGUUCAACAGACCUAGCCAUCGCUAUUCACAGAGAUCUCCAUGCCUUGAAGGGCCUGUAUCUAAGAGAAAUUCCAAGUAAUUUAGCACUGAAUGAACAUUAUGUAAAUUGUUCUCUCCUUCCUGCUUCAUAUCAUGAUGUGAUUAACAAUGUUCAUGUGUUUUUCCCUUUACAUUUUGGUGAUGUGAUUCCUUAAAUGCUUAAAUUUGUGCUUAGAUUUUCAAGGAUAUUACAUGCAGUGCUGAGUGCUGCUAGUCAAUUUAAGAGCAUUCAAGUUGUUAACUUGAUCUGAAUGAACUAUCAAGUGUGAAUAUAUGCAGUAUGUAUGCCCUCA
Daucus carota subsp. sativus is the source of this 1812-nucleotide messenger RNA. Its product is annotated as protein IQ-DOMAIN 11. The coding region runs from base 378 to 1559 and encodes 393 amino acids. Gene Ontology annotation, molecular function: protein binding. Lineage: Eukaryota; Viridiplantae; Streptophyta; Magnoliopsida; Apiales; Apiaceae. The transcript is spliced from 5 exons. The record is from RefSeq and is a predicted model, not a curated record.